Messenger RNA from Psilocybe cubensis, 417 nucleotides. RefSeq lists its product as uncharacterized. Bases 1 to 417 code for a protein of 138 amino acids. The transcript has 2 exons. The record is from RefSeq and is a predicted model, not a curated record. Lineage: Eukaryota; Fungi; Basidiomycota; Agaricomycetes; Agaricales; Agrocybaceae.
AUGAGUGGUAGUGAGGAUAUGGACGUGGACCUGGCUGGUGCAAGGAGAAAGCUGAUUGAUAUAAUGGAGACCAACCAGGAGGGUGCAGAUGAAACUGGAAGGAGUCAAGACCAGGAAAAGGGUAAGGAGAGUGAACUGAGUGAACUGGAGACCGACCAGAAGGAUACAAAUGGAACUGAAAGGGGUCAAGACCAGGAGAAGGGUGAGAAGAGUGGAUUUAAUGAUGAUGUACCAGACAAUCAGAAUAAAGAGGACAACACCGUGGACAACAAUUGUGAUGUGAUAAUGGACAUACCAGAUGGGGCUAUAAACAAUACAGUUUCAGUUGCAAAUAUUGAGGAUGACACUGUGGACAAGAAUCAUGAUGUGAUAAUGGACACGCCAGAUGGGGUUAUAAACAAUAUGGUUCCGGUGUAA